AUUCCAAACUAUGGGACUUGAUCAUGAAUGCGUGCGGAAAAGCGCUGGUAUGAUUUGUGUUAAAACACUUUCGUAAACUGAUAUGUAAACUUCUACAUAUAUUCUUUCAAAAAAUCUCUGUGUCAACUGAUAAGUACAACAGCAACUGAACAACUCAAUGUCAACUGCUCAAGGUGGCUUGCUAGUGACCAUCUUUUACUGGAUUUUAGAAAAAGGUUUCAGACUUGCACGUUUCUUAUUACAUCUCUUUCUGACGCUGAUCUAUCAAGGCAAAGGAAAACAAGUAUCACCUAUCCGCAAUGAACUUAUUCUCACUUCGGCCACGAAACUUGCUCAGAAAAUACGAGAAGGAAAAAUAAAAUGCGAAGAUGUCAUACAAGCAUAUAUAGACAGGAUUCUAGAAGUGGAGCCUGUCAUCAAUGCUACAGUACAGCGAAGGUUUUCUGAGGCUUUAAAAGAAGCUAGAGAUGUGGAUGCUCUUGUUGCCUCUGGAAAAUUUACGAAAGAACAACUGGCUGAACAAAAACCUCUGUUGGGGGUCCCAUUAAGUGUAAAGGUAUUUCUCACGGUAAAAGGCUUGAAAAGUACAGCAUCGUCUAAACUCUUCAAAGACGUUAAAGCCACAGAAGAUGCCCCAACAGUGGCCGCAAUGAAGAGCGCAGGUGCUAUCAUUUUGGCAACCACAAAUACUCCCGAGAUGGGUCUAAAUUUAGAGAGCGCUAACAAACUUUGUGGCAGAACUUACAACCCCUAUGAUACUAGUAGAACCAGUGGAGGAAGUAGUGGCGGCGAAAGUGCUCUAAUCAGCGCAGGUGGUUCCGUCAUUGGCUUGGGAAACGAUCUGAUAGGUAGUAUCAGAAUACCCUCUCUUUUCACAGGACUUUUUGGGCAUAAGCCGAGCAGAGGUAUGGUUUCUUCAGAGGGAUGUUUUCCAGUACCUAAUUCUAAACUUCUAAAUUUAGUAUCUACUGGUCCCAUAAGCAGAUAUGCUGAAGAUCUUGUGACAACCAUGUCUGUACUCACAGCUCGCAAAGAAAUGCUUAUUAAAUUUGGACAAUCUGUGAAUUUUUCGGAUGUAAAAAUAUUCUACAUGCUUUCUAUGGAUGUACCCUUCGCCGCCCCUGUUCAGAAGGACUUUCAAGAAGCUAUUAAAAUGGUCAUCUCUUAUUUCCAAAAUACUUACGGAGUGAUCGCCAAAGAAAAAAAUAUCUCUUUACUCAAGCAGAGCAACUUAAUAGCAUUUCACGUCCUGUUAUCUGCUGCAGGGAAUAUUACACAUACUCUCACAUCUGGCAAAAAGAACGUCAACAGAGUCACAGAACUCUUCAAGUGGUUCAUCGGAAUGUCCGAUUUGACAAUGCCAGCUGUUUUAACGAUGAACUUUGGUAAGAGUCCAUUAUUUUACAGCAAAACAAAUGUAGCAUAUUGCGAAAACCUAGCCAAGCUACUAGAUAAAGAAUUUGACACGUUCCUAGAUGAAAAAUCUGUAUUUCUUUUCCCUACUUUUCCUACAACAGCACCUUAUAACAAUGAAGCUUUAUUAUAUAUACCAAGCUCAUGCUAUUGCAAUAUUUUCAAUACCCUGGGUCUUCCAUCUACGCAGUGUCCUUUAGGACUUAAUAAGCAAGGCCUACCAAUUGGAAUUCAGAUUAUAAGUUGCAGAAACAAUGAUCCACUGACUAUUGCUUUUGCUGUUGAGUUAGAGAAAGCUUUCGGCGGUUGGGUAAUGCCACGAAUUACAGAAACAUGAAAAAUACCCUUUAUUUUGAUUAUCAUCUCUAGUUAUUAACACAGGCAGCUAAAAGAAAAGAUUGCUGUACAUAUAUCUGCUUUGUAGGGUUUUUUGCAGAAUUAGACAAAAUAUUAAAAAUUAUCCUUAUUAUGAAUAUAACUUUUGUUUUCUUGUAGGUAUGUUUAACAAUUUACAAAUUUAUACUGAAUAAUUAUUGAUACUGCAAUACUGAAGUCAUUAUUAAAAUAAACUUCUGUAUUUAAUUGAAAUUUAGAUAAAUAAAAUUUCAAUAUUUAUUAUUUAUUCCAUCAUAAUGAGAAAUAUUUGAGUCACAGAUUAUGCAACUAUGAGCCAUUAGAGGAGCUGUCCUCUAACUAUUGUUUUUACCUUGAACACGUUUUCAUACUCGACUACUGUUAAGAAACUUAGACAUAAAAGCAUCUAAACAUUUAUUAAUAUUUUUAAACACUCAAAAUAUAAGAAACAUGACUGAUCGGAUAAAUAAAUGAAAAACCGAAAAAGAAAUUAAAAGUACAUUGCUGAUGCCAAUACUUUUCAUAAAGUUAAGUAAUGUAUGACUAACAGUUUUAAGAUUUCUGAAAAAAAUUUCUAUACCUGGAACAAUCCCAGUUAUUAAAUUGAUGUUCAGGAAUAACUUCUGUACUUCUAGAAAAUUUCUUUCAUAGAAGAAACGUUUCCAUCAUUUGGAUUGUUUUAAAACUAAAAACCUAUAAUUUCUUCUCUUGCUAUAUUGUUAGGCGAAAAAUCAUUUAAUUUGUCAAAUCAAGACUGAAAUAUUAUACGACAAGCAACAGAAGUUUUAAAAGUUUUCGACGAGGUAACGUAAGAACAUAUAGUGUCAUCAGAACUAACUAUAUGUCAUUUAAAAAUAGGAAUUUUAGCAAGAUUAAUAGCAAGUCAGAUGAAAGUUUACAAGAACAGAAACAAAGGCUUGGGGUUCUUAAAAGUUAUAGAGUUGUUAAGUGAUGAUAUACUGAAAGGGAUGUUAGAACGGUUAAGACUUAUCUCUAAUAACGAGUUGGUGAGGCAGGCAACUUUCCUGGAUUCUCCGCUUUAAAAAACAGGGUUCGUUGAUGAUCUAAAAUAGCGAAAAUGCUACGAUAAUGUUGUAAUAAUAAUGGAAACUUUAGGUGUACAUUAUCAGAUGCUCCAAAUACAGUAGUUAAUUCCAGCUGUAACAUCUAAUGAGAGCUCUUCCAUACGGGAGAAGUUCGAUGAAACUAUGAACUUCAAGGAGCAUAGGACUCGGGAUCUGCUGCAAUAGUGGAAUUUAAUAAAUAUUUAUCGGACGAUUAUUUACUUAGAAGCAAUGACCCCUUAUUGCGGUGGGAGUCCCGAAAGUUAAUGUAUCCCAUGUUGUAUGAAUUUGUUCUAACACGAUUAUGCAUCGCGACUAUUUCAGUGCCCUGCGAACGGAUCUUUUCGAAGACAGGCCAGAUAUGCACUGAGAAAAGAAAUUGCCUUCCGUCGGGAAAGUUAACUAAUACUAUGUUCAUAAAUCAAAAUCUUGAUCAGUAUUUUGAUGGUAAACUGGUAUAUUUUAUUAAAUUUUUUAUGUUAAGUAAUUUUUUAUUGCAUUCUUUGUAGUGUUGGUAAUUCUAGUGUUAGGUAUUUUAACAUUGCGUUUUGUCGUAGUAAUAAAACCCCAAUUAUAGUAAUAAAAUAAUGCAACCGUUAA
This is a messenger RNA of Stegodyphus dumicola, 3431 nucleotides long. RefSeq names its product fatty-acid amide hydrolase 2-A-like. Gene Ontology annotation, cellular component: endomembrane system. The record is from RefSeq and is a predicted model, not a curated record. Lineage: Eukaryota; Metazoa; Arthropoda; Arachnida; Araneae; Eresidae.